Messenger RNA from Lytechinus variegatus (green sea urchin), 1633 nucleotides. RefSeq names its product monocarboxylate transporter 2-like. Lineage: Eukaryota; Metazoa; Echinodermata; Echinoidea; Temnopleuroida; Toxopneustidae. The record is from RefSeq and is a predicted model, not a curated record. Gene Ontology annotation, biological process: transmembrane transport. Gene Ontology annotation, molecular function: monocarboxylic acid transmembrane transporter activity. The transcript has 5 exons. Bases 1 to 1338 code for a protein of 445 amino acids.
AUGGGUAGCUGUUAUAAAAUCAUUUCUUCUCCGAGUUUACCUGUAAUAAUAUGUAUAUUCCUGUCAGCAUCUGGACAUGUAGGUAUAAUAAAGGCAAUAGGAUUCUUUAUAAGCGACAUUAAUAUUGAUCUGAAAACCACACCGACUGAUAUGGGAGUUGCACUUGGACUUCUGAACACCGUUUUCUUCAUACCAAGUCCAAUAAUUGCCGCCCUCUGUCGAUAUCAUUUUCUUCGUCGUCCGUUGGUUAUUUCUGGGGCGUGUCUUCAAACAUUAGGAGUGGCGCUCUUGUCAUUGGCAACUAGCAAAGCUCAAAUGAUCAUCUUUCUCUCAAUGACAGGUUUUGGAAUCGCUACCUUGAUUACAAGUUGUAUUUUGACAUUACAUCAUGUGGCUCAGGAAAACUACAAUCUAUGCUAUGGCCUUGGUUUGAGCGGGUAUGGCGCCGGUAUGGUCCUUUUGCCAAUCGUAGCUGAAUUCCUUCGUCACCCGUACGGUUGGAGAGGUGGAUUGCUCAUUAUAAGCGCCCUUGUAGCGCAUACCAUUCCAUGCGCUGUGGGAAUAAGAAUGAAAUUCGACAAAAUAAGUACACAGAGAAAUGGUUAUAAGCCAAUCGAAAGCUCGUCUACAGGACCUUCGGAAAUGGACAUAACGGAAGAAGACAAAGCAACGAAUUUCCAUGGGUCAGGCCUGUCAGAAGGAAACAACCAAUAUCGGCAUGUUGAUUGCUUUCGUAGCUUCACCAAUAUCCUUCGUGAAUCUGAUUUCUACAAAGAUCCUGUAUUUACCCUGAUAUUUGGUGUGGAUUUUGCGUUCUAUAUGGUCUACAGUGGUUGGCACUCUUUUCUCGUACCCCAUGUUCUGCAAAGAGGAAUCUCGGUCCAGAAAACCAUUAUCUUGACAUUCUCAGGAGCAGUAGGGAAUACUUUAAGCAGAUGUGGUGUAGGUGUCAUUACAAACCACCAAUUCAAGCCGAUUGAUGUCUACAUCCUCGCUACGAUCCUCAACAUCGGUGCUUUACUCGUCGAUGUGUUUGUAGUCAACUAUUACGUCAUGGUGGUGACGUCAUGCUUCUCUGCCAUGUCCAUCGGAGGGAGGGCGGUGGUCACAACCCUUAUUGAGAGGGAAAGAGCAUCUCCCGACAAAUUUGAUGUCGUCUUUUCACUUGGAAGAUGUAUUUCCGGAGGGGGGAUGUUUCUUGGAGGUUAUGUAAGUGGCUUAGUCGCUGAUACUUUUUCCUCGUUCAAUGCUACGUUCACGAUGUUACCAAUCAUUGACGCUUUUGUUCUCUUCCUGGUCCUGGUGAUGAAACGUAACCCCAAACCUAAUACCUUAUGAUAUUGGCAAUUUUCAAUAGAGAAAUAUGUCCACUCCGGAUGACGGAUAGCAAAGCUUUCCGGAACCUUUAGAUUCCUCAUCGCAUAUUUUCUCCUUGCAGGAACGUCAUCAUGAAUAGGAACACUUAUUGAGUUUAAUUUGCAUUAUUCAUAAAUACGUUUCAUGUGCAUAGACAAUUCAGAUGCAUUUUGAUUGACAUGUUCAGCUAUAAUCAGGGAUACUUGUUUAAAGAUACACAUAUACUUUCCAUGAGUUCGUAGACAAGGGUUGGCUGAUUAAAAUCACGUUGAUUUAA